Messenger RNA from Panthera uncia (snow leopard), 2618 nucleotides. RefSeq names its product orthodenticle homeobox 1 (gene OTX1). Gene Ontology annotation, cellular component: nucleus. NCBI's taxonomy places the organism in Eukaryota, Metazoa, Chordata, Mammalia, Carnivora, Felidae. The coding region runs from base 69 to 1136 and encodes 355 amino acids. Gene Ontology annotation, biological process: regulation of transcription by RNA polymerase II; multicellular organism development. The record is from RefSeq and is a predicted model, not a curated record. The transcript is spliced from 3 exons. Gene Ontology annotation, molecular function: RNA polymerase II cis-regulatory region sequence-specific DNA binding; DNA-binding transcription factor activity, RNA polymerase II-specific.
GGGAGCCCCGCACUGCGCCAGGCCCCGGCCCCCUGGAUCCGUCGGGGCGCCUCCACCCAGCUGUUAGCAUGAUGUCUUACCUCAAACAACCCCCAUACGGCAUGAACGGGCUGGGCCUGGCCGGGCCAGCCAUGGACCUCCUGCAUCCUUCCGUGGGCUACCCCGCCACCCCGCGGAAGCAGCGGCGGGAACGCACUACCUUUACACGCUCACAGCUGGACGUGCUCGAGGCGCUCUUCGCCAAGACUCGCUACCCUGACAUCUUCAUGCGCGAGGAGGUGGCGCUCAAGAUCAACCUGCCGGAGUCCAGAGUUCAGGUCUGGUUCAAGAACCGCCGUGCCAAAUGCCGCCAGCAGCAGCAGAGCGGGAGCGGGACCAAGAGCCGCCCAGCCAAGAAGAAGUCGUCCCCGGUGCGGGAGAGCUCGGGCUCGGAAAGCAGCGGCCAGUUCACGCCUCCCGCUGUGUCCAGCUCCGCCUCGUCCUCCAGCUCAGGAUCCAGCGCCUCCGCCAACCCAGCGGCGGCAGCGGCGGCAGGCCUGGGCGGGAACCCGGCGGUGGCAGUCCCGUCGUCGUUGAGUACGCCGGCUGCCUCAUCCAUCUGGAGUCCGGCCUCCAUCUCGCCGGGCUCAGCGCCCGCGUCGGUGUCAGUGCCCGAGCCCUUGGCCGCGCCUAGCAACGCGUCGUGCAUGCAGCGCUCGGUUGCUGCAGGCGCCGCCUCGGCUGCAGCCUCUUAUCCCAUGUCCUACGGCCAGGGCGGCAGCUACGGGCAGGGCUACCCCGCGCCCUCGUCUUCCUACUUUGGCGGCGUGGACUGCAGCUCCUAUCUAGCGCCCAUGCACUCGCACCACCACCCGCACCAGCUCAGCCCUAUGGCACCCUCCUCCAUGGCCGGCCACCAUCACCACCAUCCGCACGCGCACCAUCCGUUGAGCCAGUCCUCAGGCCAUCAUCACCACCAUCAUCACCACCACCACCAGGGCUACGGCGGUUCAGGGCUCGCCUUCAACUCUGGCGACUGCUUGGAUUACAAGGAGCCUGGCGCCGCCGCUGCUUCCUCGGCUUGGAAACUCAACUUCAAUUCGCCCGACUGUCUGGACUAUAAGGACCAAGCCUCAUGGCGGUUCCAGGUCUUGUGAGCCCAGGAGUGGGAGGAAGAGGAGAUGAAACGCAACUACCUGCGCCCUCCGUGGUCCCCGUCCUGUUGCUGCUGCUGCACCGCCCGCCUUUGCCUCGGCUUCUGCAGACCUGAAUUUUCAUGCCCCUGAAAGAUGCCCUUUGCCUGCACUGCCGCCCUCAUCUUUCUGCCACUUUGUUUGGGGGAUGUGCAGACCCGCCCACCCCUUGGAGGAGGGGACAGGUGCUUUGGCUUGGCCCACAAGUUCUAUAUGGGGAGAGCUGUGUGCUCUCUUCCUCAUCCCCUAACGAACUCCUAAGUCACUCUCCUCUGGUGUUUCUGGGCAGUUAUUAUGCACUUGCAGCCUUCGGAGGCUCUUGCUCUGACUCUGUUUGAACCGUACACUUUUAUUUAUUCUUUCUGGACACUGGAAUCACUAACUGGCAUGUGUCUGCCCACUGGAGUGCACCCACACUCUACCCCAAAUCAAAACAACCACUAAGUGUUUCUCGCUUGCAGACUACCGCCCCUUCAGCAGCCCUCGGUCCCGCUCCCCGGCUGCAGGCCAGAGCUUUCCGGCGUUUUCUCCUCCCCAGCGGGAUGCGCUGGGGCACGGCUGGAGGGAGGAGCGCGUCCCUAGUCUCUCGCGCACAGCCCCGCCCUGCGUAGAACUGGCUCAAGCUUCCGCCUCGGCGGGAAUGCUGUACAUAGUCGGGUCCGUUCCAGGGACCAUUUAAACUUUUUAGUUGCUGUUGGUUGAACUGAGCAUAUCUCAUCUUAGCGCCCAGGAAAUAGAACUUUAAGAUAUAUACAGCAUAUAUAUACAUAUAUAUACAUACAUAUAUAUAAAACAAAAGCAAAAAAUAUUUUCCCUCUGUCCCCCUUCCUCUCUUCCUUAAACGAUGGCGCUUUUAUUUUUUCAGUUGUUGCAAAACUGUCCUGCUCUCUCACACCUUCUCCCUCUGUGUAUUUAUUAAAGAGAACCUUUUGGUUCCAGGAAGCUGGGCGCGGAGUAUAGAGAGGGUCCGAGAGUGUGAAGGAAACGACCAAGUCAGGGUACAGGGGAGGGGGCUAGGCUGGGCGGGGACGCAGGGCUGAGCCCUUCACCCGGUCGAAGCACAGAGUCGCAGUUCCGGUGUAGAGACCAAUCACAAAACAAAACAAAACAAAACAAAAAACAAACAAAAAUACGGCAUUAUGGAAAAACAAACAAGUCAACCCAGGCCCCAAACCCUAGUUCCAAUUCCUCUGUCGGCUUCUCUCUUUUUAAACAACCCUGUUUCGUCUAGUGAGUUUUUAGUGCACCUUCACUCUCCGAAAUCUGCGGAGAGCCCGCGCCUGUGUAUCAAUUUUGGCUUUGGCCUUUUCGUCCAGUAGGUGGGAAAGUAAUUUGUAAAUUUGAUUUGUCCGAUGUGAAGAUCACAAAUUACUUGUUGAAAUGUAAGGCAGUCCCCCUCCUCCCCUUUUAUCUACAUUAUUUCCCGAAAAUAAAUGCAAAUUAAUG